Messenger RNA from Letharia lupina, 2433 nucleotides. RefSeq lists its product as uncharacterized. The record is from RefSeq and is a predicted model, not a curated record. Lineage: Eukaryota; Fungi; Ascomycota; Lecanoromycetes; Lecanorales; Parmeliaceae. Gene Ontology annotation, molecular function: guanyl-nucleotide exchange factor activity. Gene Ontology annotation, cellular component: plasma membrane. The coding region runs from base 1 to 2433 and encodes 810 amino acids. Gene Ontology annotation, biological process: Ras protein signal transduction; positive regulation of GTPase activity. The transcript is spliced from 4 exons.
AUGAGCGAGUUUGCUGACCCUUGUGCGAAGGCUGGGGGUGUUCAUGAAGUUACCCUUGCGGUACUGGGUGCUCCAGCCGUCGGAAAGUCGACUUUUGUGCGUUCUUCAUUAGAUCUCAAAAAGGCGUCCACAUCACCCGUUUCCAGCAAAAAGGUAUCUCUGGAGGGUAAAAUAUCAGUUGUUAGACUGCUUGAGUUGGGCUUCGGAGAUGUGGAAAUCACGGCGAAUCAGAAUGUACUCUGGCCUACGAAAGUGGGAGACCAUAACACGCCGAUCAUUGAUGGAGUGUUGGCUCUGUACAAUGUCAUGGACCAGGGUAGUAUAUUUCACAUCCCAGCAUUACUAAAAGCGUUGUCCAAAGACGGUAUUCCCACGGUACUCGUAUCUGCCAAGUCCGAUAGUCCACGCGGAUCCUGGGAGGUGGAUCAUGACAUGGUACAGGAGCUUUGCAGUCCUGGCACGGGGAUCGAGUCUUUUCCGGUCUCCUUAUCUGCACCUGAGACACACAAAAGAUGCAUCUCUAUCAUUUUGCGUAAUAUCAUGUUGAAAAGGCGCGUCGCACUAUUGUCACCAUCACCCAGGACCACCACGACCAUCGACUCUCAGGCCGGAUCCUCGAGAAGAGCAACAAGUACUGGCAGAGACUCAGAAGUAUUUCCUCGUAGCGACCGGUCACGCGACUCACGAAAGUCCUCAGACAGCGGUGAUGAACUUGUGUCGCCUAUUAGGGGCAUGGAAGAUCUAGAUCCAGGAGAUCUUCCUCCAAAUCAUUUCGAUGUACCAAUCAAGGGUCAGGCUUCGGAUACAUCAAACAUUAUUUCGGAUCCCCUCCAAGGUAGCCGCGGCGUCCAAGGAAGCAGCGUAGCAGCUAAAGAUCUCCUCAGCGCUCAGAACAGCAAAUAUGCAGAGACGGAAGAUGACGACGCCAAGGAGCUAGGGGUCACUUUCGAAGAUUUAGUGGAUAGGCUUUUGGCACAGCCUAUGUCGAAAUCAGAUUCGAAAUUUGCAGCCAUCUUCUUGUGUUUAUAUCGGAAGUUCGCUCCGCCUUCUUCAUUGAUCAAGGCCAUUGUCCAUCGCUUCGAGGGUUUGAAUGACCGGGACCUUCCCCAUCUAAACCGAAAGACUUCGCAGCUGAGGUAUCUCAACAUUCUUAGGGAUUGGGCCUCGGAUUACCCCGGUGACUUUGCUCACCCUCUGACCCGUCGGCUGGUUACAAUUUUUGUGCAGGGUUUGGCGGCGUUUCCAGAGUACGCCAUCCCUAACAAAGAGAUAAGCCCACAUUUGGAUGUGGUUGCAGAUGAUGAUGACACCCAAUGGGCAUGCUCUGACAAAAGUAGAAGUCGUGCAAACACGACGGAAAGCUUUCUGACCAUGUCUUCUGUUCAAAGCGCGGCCUCGACGCUCAACGCAGACUCUCCCACGCUUACAGCAGACUCGUCUACGGAAGACGUCGUCGAACACAUAGGACCAGAGAAAGCUCAGCCUGCUAGGAUCUCAGGGCCACCAUCAUUCGUGCCUAGCAAUAGUAGAUCAGAAAGCCAAUCUAAUGGCUCGUUCCAGACACUCCUCAACACACUGGAAAAUGCCCAGCGCCAAGCACAGCUCCUGACUCCAAUACCUCGGAAUUCGCUCACAAAGGUCCAGUGGCAUCAAUUCAUGGAAAUUCCGGAAGAGAAAAUUGCCCGAGAACUCACACGUAUUGACUGGGUCAUGUAUUGUUCUAUCAGACCACGCGAUCUUAUAAGACACGUGAGUCUUGCGAUUGACCAAAAGGAGAAGUGCAAGAGCCUCGAGCACUUCAAUAGAAUGAUACACCAAUUCAAUCACGUCGCCUUCUGGGUCGCCAAUGUCAUACUUCUUCGCGACAAGCCGAAGCACAGAGCAAGAGCCCUGGAGAAGUUUAUGAGUAUAGCAUGGAAAUUGCGUUACCUGAAUAAUUACAAUUCUCUUGGAGCAGUGAUCUCUGGGAUAAAUAGCAUAGCGGUGCAUCGGUUAGCGCAGACCAGAGAGCUUAUCCCAGCACCGGCGCAGAAACAGUUUAUGCGCCUCGAAAUACUCAUGGGAUCCCAAAAGAGUCACUCUGCAUAUCGCUUAGCUUGGACCAAUACUCCAACUCAGCGCAUCCCAUUUCUCCCGCUUCAUCUACGAGAUCUUGUUCUUGCUGAGCAAGGCAACCGAACAUACGUCGUCGGUGCAGAAGGCGAGCGCAUCAAUUGGAAAAAGUUUGAGAUCAUGGGGGAGGUGAUCAUAGGCAUUCAGAAAAGUCAAGAGGUCUCAUAUCCAACGAUCAACAAGAAUGAAGAGGUGCAGCGGUUAGUCCUCGAUGGACGGUUUUGCGAGGAUGAAGAUGAACUUUAUGAGCGCAGCAUACAACUAGAGGGGCAAGGUCUCGGAGAAAGCACCAAGAAAAAAUUCAAUUGGUUCCAACGGUGA